This is a messenger RNA of Gadus morhua (Atlantic cod), 2279 nucleotides long. RefSeq names its product cytosolic 5'-nucleotidase 3. The transcript has 10 exons. The record is from RefSeq and is a predicted model, not a curated record. Gene Ontology annotation, cellular component: cytoplasm. The coding region runs from base 192 to 1148 and encodes 318 amino acids. Gene Ontology annotation, molecular function: 5'-nucleotidase activity; magnesium ion binding. Lineage: Eukaryota; Metazoa; Chordata; Actinopteri; Gadiformes; Gadidae.
AGAUGUAAUGAAGGGAUCUGCUAGUCCAUCUGUAUGGAUUUGCGUUUGUCAACAGACAGCUUUCACUAUAGCAUUGUAAUGCGAGAAGUAGGACAAAUGUCAUUUUGGAAAUCGCCUCAUAUGCUCGGCAUUAUCCUGGUCGUUUUCACCGGACGUCUACAAAUACGUAUCUGACUCCGAACACUUUCAAAAUGACAUAUCCCGUCCCAUGGAUAAAAAUCCCAGUGCGGACCGCCCUGGCAAUCUGGUAUCAGUGGACCACCAGGACUGAGUUGCCAGAGUUGUCCAAGGUCUCCGUGCUGAUGAGGCAGAGGAACAAGGUGGAGAACACCUUGCGAGCCAUGCAACAUGCCGGACCAGGGACCCUCCAGGUGAUCUCAGACUUUGACAUGACCCUCAGCAGGUUCGCCCACCACGGGAAGAGAGCGCCCACCACCCACAAUAUCCUGGACCACAGACUACUCAUCGAUGAAGACUGUGCCUGCAAUAUGAGGAAGCUGUUGAAGAUCUACUACCCCAUAGAGAUCGACCCCAGCUUGACCUCGGAGCAAAAAAUACCCCUGAUGGUGGAAUGGUGGACAAAGGUCCAUCACCUGUUGAUCCAGCAGAAGAUCCAGAGAGACAUGCUGGCCCAGGCGGUCCAGGAGUCUGGUGUUAUUCUCAGGGAGGGCUACGAGGUGUUCUUCGACCGCCUGGCUGAGCUCCAGGUCCCUCUGCUCAUCUUCUCGGCGGGAGUGGGGGACAUCUUGGAGGAGGUGGUCCGUCAGAGCCAGGUGUUCCACCCCAACGUCCACGUCAUCUCCAACUACAUGGACUUUGACGCCAACGGCGUUCUGCGGGGCUUCAAAGGUCCCCUGAUCCACACCUUCAACAAGCGUGAGGGGGCUCUGCUGCUCGCCGCCCCCCUCCCGGAGCUCCGGGAGCGGCCCAACGUGCUGCUACUGGGGGACUCCCUCGGGGACCUGGCCAUGGCCGACGGGGUGGCCCGGCCCCACAACCUGCUCACCGUGGGCUUCCUCAACGACCAGGUCGAGGAGAGGGCAGAGUCGUACGUGGAGGCUUUCGACAUUGUUCUGGUUAAGGACGAGUCGAUGGAGGUACCCAACGCUUUGCUGAAGUUCAUCACCUCUGGGAAAGAUGCCAAGUGACCAUGCAACAUAUAGGAAAUACAACUACCUGUUUACAGUGCAAGACACACUUGUCACAUGACGCAUGGAGCUGUUUCACUUCACUUGCCGAUGGAUGGACAAUAUUAAUGCUGUAAACACACGUCAAGUCAGCGUGGCAUCUCGCCGGGUACCUCAGACCAGAUCAUGGCGACUAUUGGGAGUGUUCACAUGUGUACUGUACGUCUGGUUUGUAAUGUGCAUCUCAGGUGACCGACAGCUGUCUCAGAUUCUAUCUAGUGACAACAGAACUUUUAAUUUUAACACAAGGUUUGUGUUCAUGCCGAUACUUACUUAGCUCCAUAAAUAUGAAUACGCUUUUAUUUUGUAAAUAUUUUUCUAAAUAUUUAUAGUCUGCACGAGGUCUCUUAUCACUUUUGUUGAAAAAAGGUCUGCUUUGUGGUAAAUGGGUUUUAUUUUAUGUGCAUGAUUUCAAUGUAUGAUAGUAACCAAAGUGAUGGGUGCUUUUUAUCUUGGGUGUAAGAGAAUUUUAAAUGAUUGCAUGUUUGACCAUGCAAGGUGCUACUCAAUGCUACCUCUACCUGAGAAGGUUAGUGCCAGCAGCCUGUUUACAGUGUAUACUGCACCCAAUGCAGUUAUAUACAACAUGGGAGCUACUCAAAAAUGUUCAUUGUUUAAAUUGACAUUGUAUACUUGCAAGUUAAUGCCCUCUCCUGGAUUACAGUAGUCCAGGAGGGCAUUACACAGGGCAAGGAUUAAAAUGGAAGGAAGGAACUUUUGUGCCUGUGUGUUGAAUACGAUUGAGAGUUUGACAUUUUUAUUUUUUAACAUUCAGCUGACUAGGGUGUGAGUAGUGUGUUGAUUCAAAAUACUUUGACAGCAAAGACUUGCAACAAAAUUAAAAUGGUAAUGUAGGCCUAUUUUCAUCUUUCAACCGUCAAAUAAACUACUAAUUUCUAGGGAUAUAUUAUUUUACAAUUCUGCUUGUAGUAUAAUUUGGGAUCCGUAAUAUGAAAGUAUUGCUUAUCUGUAUUUUCCAUUAGAAGCUUCUAUGAUAAAGAAAAAGUUUAAAUCCAAUCUUGUGUGAGCUGGGAUGUUAUGGGAAGCAUUAAGUAACUCUUACCUCUCAAUUAUCAUAAUGUUAGCCUGUGG